GUUUUUUUCUUCAAUUUUGGGGCUUAUUUUAUCGCAUUACACAUUUCAAUUUCUAAUAUCAAUCCGUUUCUCUUAUUGAAUUUGAUCGAAACUAUCGAAACCCUCUCAAAUAAACGCUCCUGUUUUUGUGUGUUCCGUGAAUUUGAAGUUGUUUAGAGGAUUUUCUCAGAGUUUUUAAUGAAAAGUUGCGAUGGAUCCGAACACCGUGGUACUGGAAAUAAGCUCAGAUGAAGAUGCUGGUUGGAAUGAUCAUGAYGGAAGUGGAUUUGCUGACGGCGGUGACGAUCAUAAUUGGUUAUCAGAGCUUCUUGAUGAGGUAAACAAGGAAAAAUACGGUGAUGAUUCCGAUGAAGUAGUGUUGGUGAGUGAGGUUUCUGUUUCUCCAUCUGAGAAAACUGGGAAGAAAUCAAAAUUGAAGUCGUGUUUAAUUGACUUGGAUGAUGAUUGUGUUGUUCUUGAUGAUGACCCCGAUAAACCGGUGGAAGUACGGAAUGAUGACCGGAGUAACAUCAAUGAUGAUUCCGAUGAUAUACUUGUUGUUAGCGAAAAAGGGCAGGUUGCUUGUCGUGAUUAUCCCCAUCCAAGGCACCUUUGUAUCAAAUUCCCAUUUUCCGCUACUCCAAAUCAAAGCCACUGUGAACAGUGCUACUGUUAUGUUUGUGACUCACUUGCUCCAUGUGUCUAUUGGGGCAAUGGCAGUGCAAGUACGGACCAUUGUGGUGCCACUGAUAAAGAUGAGACAUGGAAACUCGAGAGGAAAAACGCCAAGAAUGGUAGUAAAGGCGUACAAUCAGUUCCUAAAGUGGACUUUCACAGGCCAGUACCGACUCUAGCUCAACCCCAUAAUCAGAUUCUGAGACCCAGAUCCAUCCUUCCACACCACACAUUGGGAAACUUUCAACCCCCAAAUAUCAUCAACCAAAACCGAACCCCCAUAUUUGCAUCACGAAACAAGUUCCGUCCAGAUUUGGCCUCUCAACUGUUGCUUAGAACAARUGGGGCUAGGGGCCACCAGAACCAUAAUAACCUAGGCUCUCAGCUUCACAGACAAGUAUUUAAAAGAAAUGGUUCAGUUGGGGUUGUGACCACAGCCAACCGAUCACCCUCAUACGGCUCAUACAGUGGCAAUUUCGGAAAUCCCAAUGGGAAUCAAAACUACAAUGUCAAUGGAAUGGUUUCAGGGCCAAAUAAGUAUUUAGGAUCUUUACAACCAAAUGCAGUCAACCCUUCUGUUUCAUAUCCUCAAAGUCAAAAUCAUGCAUCAACUAUAACCCCCCUACUUGAUCAACCAUUGCCUCCCCAACCUCAAUUCUCCAAUCSCCCGAAUCCAGGUUUUCAAUCUCAAGUAAAUUCCAACCCUUUCCUGGAAACCCCACUUUACCAACAACCCCAUCUGGUUCCAUCGUCUUCCCAAACCCAACUGGCAUCCGGUCAGCCUAGAUAUAUGGUGCCCGCUCAAGCAAAUUAUCCGGUUCCUWCCCAAACUCAAGUACAUAGCCCGUCAAUUCCUGUUUCGGAUUAUACUCAGAAUUUUCAAGGAAAUCAAGCUCAAAGUCCUACAAUAGAUUCAAGUUUUCAAGAUUAUGGAUUAAGUUGGCCUCCAACCGAACAAUCUGCCACAUUUGAAGGUGGUGCAGYGGCAACGAGUGAGCCAUCACUGGUGGCGGUUUCUGGUGGUAGCUUAGCGGACUAUCGGUAUGAUUGGAUUUUCGAUAACCAGCCUGUUGAACCAGGGUUCAUGGACAUUCCUGGACCAUUUGGGUUGAAUGAGUUACCUGAUUCCGCUUUCAUAGACACAGGUCCAAUUUUCGACUUUUAAGCCUUUGAWCCCAAAUGGUUUUUUUGCUUGGCAGAGAAUGGUGAAGCAUUCAACAUUCUUGCUUUGUUUGGAUAACUGGAGUCUCUGAUGGCUGGUGUAUGUUACUAUUUUUUUUUUUUUGCCCUUUUUGGGUUUAUUUCAACUUGGUUUUGCAGACAACUUUUAUGUAUGUAUUUAUUUAGUCAUGUAAGUUGAUAGAAAGCAUCCUAAAUGUAAUUUCCUUGGAUCCACUUUGYAGUUCUUUUGAAAACAUACUACUGGAGGUGGGGUCCGGUGAAA
Messenger RNA from Cynara cardunculus var. scolymus (artichoke), 2098 nucleotides. RefSeq lists its product as uncharacterized. The record is from RefSeq and is a predicted model, not a curated record. Bases 191 to 1819 code for a protein of 542 amino acids. NCBI's taxonomy places the organism in Eukaryota, Viridiplantae, Streptophyta, Magnoliopsida, Asterales, Asteraceae. The transcript has 3 exons.